AUGGCUGCUGUAGCAGCUCAGCUUCCUGAUACACCUUCAAGCACCCUCCGUGGCCAUCAAGGUCCUGUACGAGCAGUUCGAUUUAACAACAAUGGUAAUUACUGCUUGAGCUGUGGAAGUGACAAAAUCAUUAAACUAUGGAAUCCUCACUCUGCACUAUCUAUCAAAACCUAUAAAGGGCACGGUCAAGAAGUAUUAGAUAUUGCAGCAACCUUAGACAAUAGCAGACUUGCUUCUGGAGGAACCGAUAAGAUGAUCAUUCUUUGGGAUGUCGGUACUGGUCAAAUUAUUCGAAAAUUUAGAGGACACUCUGGGGCUAUUAAUUCCAUUGCUUUCAAUGAUGAGUGUACGGUAAUUGUGACAGGAUCGUAUGAUGCUACCAUCAGGACAUGGGAUACCAGAUCGAGGCGCUAUGAUCCUAUUCAAGUCUUGGACGAAGCUUCUGAUAGUAUUUCGAGCGUUAAAGUUUCCAACCAUGAGAUUAUAUCUGGCUGCAUAGAUGGCAAAGUACGUUUGUAUGACUUACGAGCUGGAAAAAUGAAUGAAGAUUACAUUGGACCUCCUGUAACCAGUGUAAGCUAUUCAAAGGAUGGCCAAUGUAUCCUGACUUCUUGCCUAGAUAAUACUUUACGUUUACUAGAUAAAGAUUCUGGUCAGCUUUUAAAUGAAUUUACCGGUCAUAAGAAUUCAGAUUACAAAAUUGAUAGUUGCUUUACUCAUACCGAUGCACAUGUGGUCAGUGGAUCCGAAGACGGGUAUAUUUUUAUAUGGGAUUUAGUAGAGGGCUCUGUAGUGACAAAAUUAAAUGCCAAUCUAUCGAAACGAGAUAUUAUUUAUUCCUUAGCAUUCCACCCAAGAGAACCGUAUCUGUUAACUGCUUCAGCUUUUGGUGAUAUAAUAUUUUGGAAGAAGUCAGAUAAUGAAGGUUGUACAGAGGACGGCUCAUAG
Trichoplax adhaerens is the source of this 948-nucleotide messenger RNA. RefSeq lists its product as uncharacterized. The transcript has 10 exons. Bases 1 to 948 code for a protein of 315 amino acids. Gene Ontology annotation, biological process: mRNA splicing, via spliceosome. NCBI's taxonomy places the organism in Eukaryota, Metazoa, Placozoa, Uniplacotomia, Trichoplacea, Trichoplacidae. Gene Ontology annotation, molecular function: protein binding. Gene Ontology annotation, cellular component: catalytic step 2 spliceosome. The record is from RefSeq and is a predicted model, not a curated record.